Penicilliopsis zonata CBS 506.65 is the source of this 1264-nucleotide messenger RNA. RefSeq lists its product as hypothetical. The record is from RefSeq and is a predicted model, not a curated record. Gene Ontology annotation, molecular function: RNA polymerase I cis-regulatory region sequence-specific DNA binding. Gene Ontology annotation, cellular component: nucleus; RNA polymerase I upstream activating factor complex. NCBI's taxonomy places the organism in Eukaryota, Fungi, Ascomycota, Eurotiomycetes, Eurotiales, Aspergillaceae. Bases 221 to 1012 code for a protein of 263 amino acids. The transcript is spliced from 6 exons. Gene Ontology annotation, biological process: transcription initiation at RNA polymerase I promoter; nucleolar large rRNA transcription by RNA polymerase I.
CGCUAACUGCAUUUGGAUGGGUCUCUUUUCUGCCUGAGGCACCAUAAACCCCAUCUGUUGAUACCUCCACCCACCUUCCUGCUUCAACGACCCAGCGACGAGUAUACGGUGGUGUUCUCCCGUCUGGAGCUCAUACAUUCGAUUUAGUAAGAUCAAUUGCAGUCGGCUCCAGCUUGAAGUAUCGGGGACAGCUCAGAAUAGCCGACGUCGCGCUGCCAGGAUGUCGCUCUCCGACGAUGCUCGCGCGCAAUACACUACGAUUAUUGACUCGAUCCUGGCUAAGAGUGACCUGAAUACCAUCUCUGAAAAACGUAUCCGCAAAGGUCUGGAAGAGGCCGUCGGCUAUGAUCUCACUCCGCAGAAGGCUGCUCUCAAGCAGCUAAUCAUGGAGCGGUUCGAUCUCUUUGCUGACAAGGGUGGAGCAACAACGCCGGAGUCUGCUCCCCAGACAGCCAACGGCACGUUAUCUCCUCACAAGCGCCAGGCCGAGAAUGCAGAGUCCCCGGAUCGCAGCGAGCCGACCCCUCCGAACAAGAAACCCAAGCCCGACAAUGACGUAGAUGCCGAUGCGAUCUUCGCGGCGAAGCUACAGGCGGAGGAAAAUAUGCGUGCAAGAACCACUCGCGGAUCGAGUACUAGGAAGACGGCGCCGGUGAAGAAGAAAAGCAAGUCGAAGACUUCCAAAAAGGUCAAGGCGGAGGACGAUUCCGAUUUGGAAUCAAACUCAGAGGCAGGACCUAAGAAAGAGGUCAAUAGAUCUGGCGGAUUUCAUAAACCCCUACGCCUGACACCGGCCUUGUCUGAAUUGCUCGGGGGAGAAACCUUGCUUUCUCGCCCCCAGACUGUGAAGAGGCUUUGGCAGUAUAUCCGAGAACAUAAUCUGCAAGAUCCGAGUGACCGACGUCAAAUCCGAUGUGACGAUGCCAUGCGGGCGGUCUUCAGGCAGGAUCGAGUUCAUAUGUUCACCAUGACAAAGAUCCUCAACAACAAUCUGUACAAUCCUGAAGAAUAGCCACUCCUGCUGACAUGCUGCUUGUAACCGGCAUCUUUCGCAAACCCUUUGUGUGGUCUCCUGCCAGAUAGACUGGAGGAUUUUUGCCCUCCACCUUUUCAAGCGUGAUUUUCACGACCGCCUCUUUAUACUUCGGUCAACAGUUUCCCGCAAACAGCGGGAUCGAGCUGCCUCUGAUCUGCCAUUUCUUCCCCCUUUUCUUACGCAUGUUUAUCAUGCAGCUCUAUCUCAUCCCAUCUCUUGAAUAGAGAG